This is a messenger RNA of Culex pipiens pallens (northern house mosquito), 1203 nucleotides long. RefSeq lists its product as uncharacterized. The coding region runs from base 489 to 1199 and encodes 236 amino acids. The transcript has 3 exons. NCBI's taxonomy places the organism in Eukaryota, Metazoa, Arthropoda, Insecta, Diptera, Culicidae. The record is from RefSeq and is a predicted model, not a curated record.
CGUUUUUUCAAUGGAGUCACGCGGUACUUCAUGUUCGCCGAAUAAAUCAAGUCGACGAUGGGGUUCUUUACUGUACACGAUAUCGAAAGAAAAAAGAGUCGAUUCGAGCUCGGUCUCAUUUAUUAGGCUCGCCUCCAACCCCAUUGCUAUAGGUCCUGUCGACCUUACACAAUAAAUAGCAGUAUAAUGUAGGCGUUUCGGUUGUAGAACAGCGCGGAUAAAACAACAACAUAAACCGGGCCUAAGCAAAUUAUAAAUAGGCGAAUAAAAAUGAAAGCUGUAGUUUGGGAAAAGCAACAGCGGAAGGCUCGAACCUUUUCUGAGGGAAUAAUAAAAAAAAGCAUGGAAAAAGCGAGCUGUUGCGAAAAAUUAUUCGCCAUUCGUCAACGGGCCACUGAGCCAUUUGGUCUGAACUGCUGCUAAUCGUAAAGUGUGAUUAAGGAACGAGCUAGUAUCGGUUGCCUCAAAUAUUCAAUGACAGUGAAAAAAUGAACGUUAUACAGUUUAAACUGCCAGGGAAUUUCAAACCCAAAUCGAAAGCUUACCGGGGACGAAAGAAGGGCCGUGUGUGGGCUACACCGGAAACUCUGUUCACACUGUGCGAAAUCGUGCUCCGGAAGUUGCUGCUGCCGGUCGCUUCGCGGCGGAAAUUCUGGUCCACCGUCAUUUCCUUCUUGCCAAACGAGACUGCCCGUUUCGCUGUUUGGCACCAGGUUUUCUGCCCGGAGGAUUUCAACCAACAUCUACGCUCAACUGUGAACUACGCUAACCACUGGGCGCUGCUUUCGUCGGAACGACCUCCGACGGGCACAAACAUCCGUGUCGGUUCACUAGUUCGGAACAAAAUCACCCAACUGCUGCUGGAUUUGGACUACUGCAGUAGCAGCGACAGCGAGUGUCUAUUGCCCCCGGUUGGUGGCCAGAUGGCGCAUUUUGGCACGGCAUCACGGGAACCGUACAAGACUGGUGAAAUUUUACCAACGGAACUGAGCCCGCAGGCUUCAACGUGUAGUUGCUACCGCUGCUACCGUUGUAUCACCGAUCAAUACGGAUACCGCCGCUCGCUGAUGGCCAGACAACGAGUAGCGGCCCCACAAUUAAUGGUCCUGGGACGGGGACAAAUGAUGAACCCACGCAGCAGCUGUCCGGUGCAAAUUAAUGAUGUCAUUUCCUGUGGCCGUUGCCGGGCAAAGCUGUAAUCGU